This is a messenger RNA of Pygocentrus nattereri (red-bellied piranha), 5255 nucleotides long. RefSeq names its product reticulocyte-binding protein 2 homolog a-like. NCBI's taxonomy places the organism in Eukaryota, Metazoa, Chordata, Actinopteri, Characiformes, Serrasalmidae. The record is from RefSeq and is a predicted model, not a curated record. The transcript has 4 exons. Bases 371 to 2722 code for a protein of 783 amino acids. Gene Ontology annotation, molecular function: GTP binding.
UAACAGAACUGGAAGAACAUAAAGAGACACAACUGCGUUCAAAUAGAUAUCAAACAGAACAGCUAUGGUUUGAAGAUGAUCUGCCUAAGCAGAAGAAAAGUAGAACUCUUUUGCCUAAUAUGACUAAAUAUUUCAGUGGUCAUCCUCAGUUGGUCUUCUUAACAUUCAUCUAUUCGACUUCCCUAGUCUUGCAUCUAAACAAAGGUCAAACGUAGUCCUGCUUGGGAGGGAACACAAAGCAAAGACUUCAAUAUCUAAAAUUCUACUUGGUAAAAAGUUCUCAACACCUCACCAGAGGGUGAAACAGACUAGCUCAGUGUGUGUGAGGAGGGAGAGAGAAGUGUGUGGACGUCUGGUCACUCUGGUGGAGAUGCCAGCUCUCUACAAUACUCAGUUCUCAGAGGAGGAAGUGAUGCAGAAGGCUUUCCACUGUGUCUCUGUCUGUGAUCCUGGAGUUCAUGCCUUUUUCAUAGUCAUUUCUGAAGAUGGCCUCACUGAUGAAGACAAGGGAGAAAUGGAGAUGAUCCAGAGAAUCUUCAGCUCAAGACUCAACAAGAACACUAUAGUCCUGAUCAGUCGGCAAUCUCGGAGCAAAGAACUAGAUGAUGAUGUUAAGACAGUAAUAAAGGGUUUUGGCAGACGAUACAGAUUCGUUGACAGCAAAACAGAUGCAACACAGCUGAUUAAAUGUUUGAAGGUACUUCAUAAAGAGAGCAGAGGGAGCCUGUAUACCAUGGACAUGUAUGUAGAGGCCCAGGUUGAAACACAGCUGAAAUACAAAAGAGAGAUUAAAAAUCUACGACAUAAAGUCAGCGAUUUCACACUGACAAGCUCAAGUCAAGUGCAAGGUUCAUCAAAAAGCCCUGAGGCAUUGCGGAUUGUUCUGCUGGGGAAGACCGGAGUUGGGAAGAGUGCAACAGGAAACACCAUCUUGGGGAAGGACAUGUUUAAGGAAGAUAUUGGUGGAUCAGUUACUGUUGUGUGUCAGAAAGAUUCAGUUGACAUAAAUGGGAGGCAGAUUACUGUGAUUGACACUCCAGGGCUGUUUGAUACUAAUGUUCCUAAUGUGGAGGUCACUAAAGAGAUCACUAAGUGCAUCUCCAUGGCAGCUCCAGGUCCACAUGUGUUCCUGCUGGUGCUGAGCAUCGGGCAGUUCUUCAGACAAGAGGAGCAAGACACAGUGAAUAUGAUCAAGGAUACUUUUGGUGAGAAAUACAAAAUGUACACUAUAGUGGUCUUCAGUAAAGGAGAUUUGCUAAAAGGAAACACAAUUGAACAGUACAUAGAGAAGUGUGGACCAACCAUGAAGAGAUUUCUGCUUGACUUUGGUAACAGAUAUCAUGUGCUCAACAACAGUAAUAAAAGCAGCUCCACCCAGGUCAUUGAUCUACUGGAGAAGAUCGACUCCAUGGUGACAGUGAAUGGAGGGAGCUGCUACACUAAUGACAUGUUCCAGCAGGUAGAGAAAGAGAUACUAACACAACAGCAGAGAAUACUGAAGGAAAAAGAGGAGGCCAUACAACGAGAGAAAGAAAAACUGGAAGCCAAAUAUAAAGCUGAAAUGAUAAAAGCAGAGAAUAGCAAAGGAGAAGGAAUAGAGAUACAGAAAGAAAAAGAAAGAAAAGCAAGAAGACAAAAAGAGCUGCAGUUAAAAAUUGAGGUGACUGAAAGGAAAAGGUUACAAAAAGAAGACAUAAAUAAAAGAAGAGAGGAAGAUAAGAAGAAGAUGCAAGAGUGGAUGGCUGAGAUUCACAGAGAAAGAGAAGAGAACAGACAACGGUGGGAGAAACAAAAAGAGGAAGAUCAGAGACAGAGAGAUCAGGAGGAGGAGGAAAGAAGAAAGAAAGAAGAAGAAUGGAAGAAGAAACAAAAAGAGGAACUACAGAACUUUGAGAAAGAAAGAGAAGACAUGGAGAAGAAAGUAAGAGAAGGACUAAUAAUGUUACAGCUGGAGUAUAUACAGAAGGCAGCAGAGGAGGAGAAAAGACAAAAUGAGCUGGAAGAGAAAAUCCAGCAUGCAGGGGAAAGUGAAAAGAAGGAGCUACAAGAGCUGCAGUUAACUCAGCAGAGAGAGUGGAUAAAGAGGAUGGAGGAGGAGGAGAAGAGGAGAGAAAAACAACUGAAACAUUGGGAGGAAGCAAUUGCAUCAAUGGAGGAAGCCUGGUAUUUACACCAGGCUAGAAAGCAAAAACAGUAUGAAUGGGAAAAGCAAAAAGAAAAGGAGGAGAGAGAUUUAAAAGAAAAUGAGAGAAAAGAGAAAGAAGAACAAGAGAGGAAAAGAAUAGAAAAUGAGGCAAAUGAAAAAAUAAGACAGAUCAAGGAACAAUUGGAGGCACAAAGAGAGAAAGAGGAGCAAGAAAGAAAAGAAAAUGAUCAGCAACUCAGAAAGGAAAAAGAAGAACAAUUCCUGAUGCAGAUGGAGACGUUUAGAAAAGAGAGAAAAGAGGUAGAGAGCAGAUGGAAUGUAUUUGAAAGGAAAAACCUUGAAUUAAUUAUAGAAAUUCACGCCAAAGAGAUUGAGUAUCUUAAAACACAGACUGAACAAACGGCAAGAAGACAGGCAGAGGAGAAGUUUCAUGCCAAACUUGAUGAAAAGGUAAAAGAAGCGAGAGACAAAGGAUUUGCAGACAGCUGUGCAGAGAUCGAGGCCGAAAGAGGUUUGCAUCAAUUUGUUAAUUUUGUUUGUAGAACAAAUAAAGAUAAAGUAGUGAAAAAUGAAUGAAAAUCUGAUAUGAAAGGAUGUUCUGAAAAGUGAAAGGAGUAAGGAGGCUUUCUACAUCUCAUUCAGGAGCUAAAACUUUGAACUAUGAUCUCUUUCCCCUCAUAGCUUGGAUCCUCAUGACUCAAUUUGAGCUGAUUUUAGAAAGCAGCUCACACAAGGCACAAAGCUAAUGAGGUGAAUGUCUCCAAGUGCAAAUAUGUGAUGCUCGUCACAGAUACACAGGGCUACUUUAAAGAGCUUCAUUACUUCACUAAACUUUCAGCGCUUACACAAAGAUUGAAUGUUUGUAGCCCAGUUAAUGUGACUCUGUAGACAUUAGGUGAUGUUAUUGUACUUUAGAAAUUCUACCCAUUUGAGCUGCUUGUUGGAGAUUCUAAUGCUUUUUGAUGUUUGAGAAAAGCUGUUUUUUGUUGUGUUGUCCAUUCGUCUCUUUGGUUGUCAUCAGAGAUGACCGUGAUAGGCCCUCUUCACAGUUUCUGCGUUUUUCUGCUGGAAGUUGCUCACUGCUGAAUUAAGCCAUUUCCACCAAAGAACAAUUGUAACAGUAAAGACUGAGUCCAAUAAUAAGAGCUUUUGCAGGAUCCCCUAGUGUUCAGACUAGAAGCAAAAACAAGUUCAUUUUCGAUUGCAGAGGAAAAAUAGCUUUGUGCAAUUAGGAGGGGAAGGACCUAUGUGUCAGUAUUUCACAGCUGCUGACAAAUGUUACACUAAAGGCAGUUCAUGCUUUAAAGUUUGUGCUGUUCUCAGCCACUGAGUGCAGUUUCUAUGUUCCCCCUCAAAAGCUGUUGGCAAAUUCACAUGAAAAAUAUGUACAGUGGUGUUACAGACCAUGACUACGAGGCCUGUCCCCUUCUAGCAUGCGUGCAUGUGUUUACCUUUUUGCCUACUACUUUAUUGGUAGCAAAUGGUUUCAACAUCUUCAGCUAACAUGGCUAAUCCAGCAUUUGAUUGUUGUUUAUUUUCACUAUUGUUUACUCACUCUGUAGACGAUAGUUGAUGUUAUCGUACAUAAAUAGAUGUGAAGGAAUUCUGUUUAUAUCCUUUAUUCAGCUUCGACUCCCACACACAUUGUGUUUGAGGGCCAAGAAUAUCAUGUUUAAUUUUUGCCAUCUGAAAAAUCACAAGGUAUCAUCAAACACAUGGUCUUAUUAAUUUUCAAUUGUCCAAAUAAAUCAUGCUCAGUUUGUAAAAGACUUAACCACUCUUAAAUGGUAUGUAUUACUUUUAAAAUUCAUAGAUGAGCAUUUCAUGUCUUGCUUUCUGUUCCAGGAUAUCACAAAAUAUAUAAAACUACUUAAUCACUACUGAGGUCACUACAUUAAUAGUGGACAGACUAUUGUACUUUUUUUUCCAUUAUGAAAUAAUUAUGUCUUAUUUAUGGGAAUGUGUUUUUAUGUGUUAAUUAUGUGUCAGUUCUGUGCCCUGCUUUACAUGUUUUACUUGGGCUGAGCAAUAUGACAAUGACUAUUGUUUUGAGGAGAAUUUUCUAAUAGUAUGUCACGAUAUGUUUUUCUGUAUUUGUCAGUGUUUUAAAACCACUUCCCAACUGCAUUUUGAUUAGAAAUAAUGUUUAAUUGGAAAACUGCAGCAAAAAAGAAAAAGAGAAUAAUGUAUCUAUCAUGACAUCACAAAUCAUGAAAACUACAUUUUUUGCAAUAUCAUCCACCUGUUUUACUAAUCAUUGAGUCUCGAUGUUCUUUACUGUGUUUUAUAUAAUUGUAUUAAAGUAUUAUCAUCUUUGUAUUACCUCUCAUAUUUAUAUAAUCAAGACCCAAAAAGAUAAUUUUUUCCCAUGUACUGCAGGCACAAUCUCCACCUUCUCCUUUACCUUUGUAUGUUAUGUUGAUGUAAAGUUAUCAGAUAAAAUAUUACAGUGAUUUUGAUGAAUAAUGAGGACACAGAGCUGAACAUGUGUCUGUUUAUUAGGAGGAAUAAUGUUAGCAUGGUCGGCUAAAGCAUUUGCGAAACUGAAACUGGAGAGUGGCGGUGCACAAAGCGCUGUCACGGUAUUCUUAACGCUCAGUUUAUUGCCCUUCAGUUCUGUUUGACCUUUUUAUAUGAAUAGCUAAUAGAUAGCUAACAUUAACUGUCUGGUUAGCUAACUUGACAUGACAGUUGAUUGUUGACUUUGAUCGAAUAGGUUAAGAUUUACUAACUUGAGUUAAGAUGCUGUGAGAUAGGAUUCCUAAAUUAAGAUUUGACCUCUCAGAUCUUAAGUUAUGACAGAAAGAGGACGUUUCUGUGAUACAGUCAAAGGUCUCCAGAAACUCCAUUGCUGGUAAUUACUUUAUUAUUAUUUUAUUCCCUUUACUAUAAAUAUGAGGUUAGAAACACAUAGAACUCCUUUGUAAAACUCAUUUAUCAGUAUCAUUGUAAAAAUAUUGAUAAAUAUUGAAUGUUUCUUUUUACAUAAGUUGUGUGUGUGUCGUAGCAGCAAGUAUUAUGUCUGUGUUUAAUCUGUACUUUGAUAAAGUAUGCUUAAGUAUUAAUUUUGUGUUGAAACAGUGCUUCAAUAAAUUAUGUUUGCAGUGGA